Plasmodium falciparum 3D7 is the source of this 4296-nucleotide messenger RNA. RefSeq lists its product as uncharacterized. NCBI's taxonomy places the organism in Eukaryota, Apicomplexa, Aconoidasida, Haemosporida, Plasmodiidae. The record is from RefSeq and is a predicted model, not a curated record.
AUGAUGUAUUUUAAGAAAGAUAAAAAAUUGUUUGAUGAAAAAUUAAAUGAAGAAUUAACACAAUUAAAAGAUUAUCGUAUUAUUCAUGAUGUAUUAGUAAGUUUGAAGGAUGAAAAAAGAAAAAAGCAAAAGAAAAAAAGAGGUUCUUUAUUUAAUUUAAUAGAAUUAAAAUAUAUAAAUAAAAUAUUAUAUGAAUUAUAUAUAUCUCAAAAGAAAAAAUGUAUAAGAAAUUUUGUAAACAUCUAUGAUCAUAUAUCUCUUCAUUGUAAUAUACAAAAAAUUAUACAAAUUGAAAAAGGAAAAAAAUAUGUAGCACUUGUGCGGUUAGGGCAAAAUGUUCAUAUGAAUGGAAGUCUUCAUUUUUUAAAGGAUAAAAAUAAUAAUUUUUUUAUUUUUCAUAAAAUUAAUUAUUAUAUGAAUAAACAAUUAUUUGAAAUAAAAAAUGAUCUAAGACAUGUGAGCACAUCUUCAUGUAUUGUUAUAUUUUAUAAUGAAUCGUCUUAUUCCAGGAGAAAAAAAUAUAUGAAUUGUAAUUAUGAGAAAGAUGAAUGUAGUAAUAUAAGUUAUAAGACAUAUUAUAAAAAAUGUAUGGAUGAAAAAAAUAAUAUCCUUACAUAUAUGAAAGAAAACCAAUUAAAUGGUAUAAACAAAAAUAAUAAAGAAAAAAAAAAUAUAUAUAUAUGUAGUAGUAAAAAUAAGGAAAACAAUAACUACACUUAUGAUAAUCUUAUACAUUCUGAUAAUCAUACUUUUAAUUCUGUUCCUUUACUAUACAACUCUUUUAUCAAAAAUAAUGAUAAACAAGUAAAAAAAAAUGAAGAUACCAAAAAAUUUGUUGAUCAUUAUAUGUUAUUUAUAAAUUAUAAAAAUAAAUCCAUAUCUCAUAUGUCCUUUAUAAUAAAAUUUAAACAGGUUUUAUAUGAAUUAUUACAUAAUGAAGAAAAUAGACACACAUUUAUUAUUAAUCAAAACAAUAAUAAUGUAUAUAUGAACCACACCAAAGAUAAUACAAAUGGAUUUGAAAAAUGUCCCUUCGGAAAUAAUAAUAUGAAAAAUAGCUUGGUAUAUGAUAUGAACUUACGAGAUGUUGUUAAUUUUAUUAGAGAUCGCAAAAAAUAUAAUAGCUAUAAUAUUUUUCCUGUAGAUUAUUUGAAAUAUAUUUUCAAUAACAAAAAAAAAAGUAAGUGUUUAAAAGAAGGGGGACUCAAGCAAUCUUUGGAAAGCAUUGCAUCUUUGUUAUUACCAAGAGGUGUUGGUCAAAAUAUAAAUGAAAAUAUAUAUAAACAUAUAAAUAAAAAUAUAUAUAAAAGUAAGAUUAAAAAGGGAAGUAAUAUUAAUUGUAAUGAAAAUAUGAACCACAAUAAUACCAUUUGUAAUUAUGAAAUUUAUAUAUAUCACAGCGAUAUAUUAAAAAUAGAAAAAAACAUCUUUGUAACAUUUAAUAAUAUGAAUCAAUGUUUUUAUAUUUUUAUAUACCCAUUUAUAAUAUAUUUUAAUAAAUAUAAAUAUGUACUAUCAAAUAUAAUACCCAACUUAAAAGAGAAAAAAAAAAAAAAAAAAAAUAAUAAUAAUGAUUUUGAUUUUGAUUUAAUAUUAAAAUUUGUAGUUGAGCUAUUUAUAAUUUUUCGAAUUAUGUAUAAGAAAAAAAAGUUAAUAAAUAAAUUGAAAAAAUAUCUUUCGAAUAGAACCCUGAAGGGAUUUAUAAAUUAUAAUAACCUAAAUAAAAUGAAAAAAAAUAAUAAUAAAAAGAAUAUGGAUACAUGUAAUUAUAUAUAUAUUUACACAUUCUAUAGCAUUAUGGAUAAUUUUUGUUUAAAGGAAAAGAAUUAUAAUAUACAUAAUACAUUAUUUCAUAAAAUAAAAAAGGUACUAAUGAAAUAUGCUAAUAUAAUACAUUCCAAUAAUAUUUAUAUAAAAUUUGUACAAAAUAAGUUAAUAAGAAUAUGUAAAAAUGUUACAGAUUUAUUAAGUUGGAAUUAUAUGUUAGAAAAUAUGAUAUUAUCAGAAAAUCAAUAUAUUUAUGUAUAUUUUUUUUUAUUAAAAAAGAACACAAAGGAACAAUUCAAUAUUUUGAAUAAAGACAAUAUUAUAUCACAUAAUAAUAAUAAAUAUGAUUAUUAUAACAAAAGAAAAGACAAAAACGAAAAAAAAAAAAAAACAAAAAAAAAACAUAAUUUUCAUUUAAUUAAUAUAUUUAAAAUUAUCACAACUUGUAAAAGGAAAAUAUUAAAUAUAACCAAAAAUAUAUGUUCAUGUAUAUAUUUCUUUUUUUAUAAAUAUAAUACAUUUACUCAUUUAGAAAGAAUUUCCAUAUUAAAUAAUUUUCAAUAUAUAUUAAAAAAAUUUCCAUAUCUUCUUUUAUUAUUACAUUUUAAAAUUAUUAGAAAGAUAGACAAUAUAUUUUAUACCAGAUUCUUGCAAAAUUAUAAUAAUAUGUUUUUUAUAAAAUUAUUCAAAGAUAAAUAUCAAAGUCAAUUACAAAUUAUUAAGAAGAAGAAAAAAAAAUUAUUAAAAAAUAUAUGUUAUUCCAAUGAUGUAGAAAAGAAACGAUUUCUUUUCUUAUUUAAAAUGAACAAAUGGUUAUUGUAUUUUUUUUUAUAUCUAAUGAAUAUAUAUUUUUCAAAAGAUAACUUUUACACAACCACAACAAAAAAAAAAAAGGAUAUACAUAUAGAUAUACAAGAAAUAAUAAAAAAUAUAUAUAUUACAAAUAAUAAAAAGAAACAAUUAUCAAAUAAUCUUAUUUAUAUGCAUAAAUGUAUUUUUUAUAAUUUUAAAAAAUUUAUACAAAAUAUUAAAAAACAAAAAAAAAGUAUAUAUAAAAAAUUUUCCGAAAAUAUAAACAAAAAUUAUAAUAAUAUUAAAACUGAGAAAAAAUUAAAUUAUAUAUAUAUUCAUGAUAAUAAAGACAUUAUUAAAAAUAAUCAUAAUCAUGAUUUUUUUCAAACCAAAAAAAAUUACAAACAUAUAUCAUCAUCAAUACAACCUAUAACAUCAUCUAAAUAUAUAUCCAAAAUUAUUUCUCUUGAGCAUAUUUUAAAUUUAAAAUGUCCAAAUAUAAUGUAUCAUAGACAAAAUAAGAAAUCAAUUAAUAUAAAUACUAAUCAAAAUAGAAUAGAUCAAGAAAAGAAAUUUAUAAAUACAAACUUUUUGAAAAACUUUUUCACAUUGAAAAAUAUGAAAUAUAUAGUAUCAUCUAAAUAUAUAAAUAAUCUUAUUCAUAAAAAUAAAGAAAAGGAACAAUUUACAAAAAGAACCAACAUUUUAUAUUUUCUUAAUGUACAUAAUAUUAUACAGAAAUCAAAGUUAAUCAAAAUAAUACAAUUAUUUGAUGAUAACAUGAAAAAUGUGUUAUUACAUUUAUUACAUAUAAAAAAUAAUCAUAUAAAUAAAAAUGAUGCUUCUUAUAAUAAUGAUAAAAUAUUUUCUCUUAAUAAAAAUGAUGUUGAUCAAAUAUUACGUUAUAAAUACAAUCCAAUUAAGGUAAACAAAAAGUUAUGUAUUUUUAAUAACAUAGAAAAUAUAAUUUUAACACAUAAAUUAAAGUAUCAAAAAAAAAAAAAAUAUUUAUAUGUACAACCUAAUAUAAUAUAUAAUAUUUUUCAUUAUAAUGAAAAACAAUCUUUUUCUAAAAUAAUGAAAAACAAACAAAUUGAAUCAUAUAAAAUUACUCUUAAUUAUUUCAUUUAUUUUGUAAAUGCGCACAUUUCUUAUUCGGUAAAUAUUUUUAAUCAUAACUAUGAAAAAGUAAGUGAUUCCAAUGGUAUACACAUUUUAAAUAUCUACAAAAAUGAUAUAAUAAAAAAUAUGUUUAUUGAAAAAACAAUGAAUUUUUUGGAGAUUAUUUUGUUCUUAUACCUCAGAAAAUAUGUUCCCUUUGUACAGAAAUAUAAUAUGACACAAGGAAAACAAGAAAAAGAAAAAGAAAAAGAAAAAGAAAAAAAACAAGAAAAAGAAAAAGAAAAAAAACAAGAAAAAGAACAAGAAAAAGAACAAUAUAAUAACAUAAAUAAAUAUCCCCUCAACAUUUACCAAAUUUUUUGUUACGAUAUAGUACAAAACCAUUUUCAAAUAAAACAAAUUUUUGACGUAGAAAAGGAAGGGCAAUUUAAUUUGAACAUAUUUAUAUAUCACGAGGAAAAUCUUCUAUUCUUUUAUUCAUCUAGGAAGAAUAAAAAACAAAAUGAUACAACAAAUAAAUCAUUCUACAACCCUUUUUUUGUUAAAUUUUUAGAAAAUGAUGAGUAUUAUGACGUUUCUUUAGACAGUUCUAUGAUCCGAAGGGAAAGAAAUUAA